Messenger RNA from Ahaetulla prasina, 753 nucleotides. It is a transcript of the gene KCTD4, whose product is annotated as potassium channel tetramerization domain containing 4. The annotation marks the transcript as partial. The transcript has 2 exons. Gene Ontology annotation, molecular function: protein binding. NCBI's taxonomy places the organism in Eukaryota, Metazoa, Chordata, Lepidosauria, Squamata, Colubridae. Gene Ontology annotation, biological process: protein homooligomerization. The record is from RefSeq and is a predicted model, not a curated record.
AAAGAGAAAGAGAAAGAGGGAAAGAAAAACGCGUCGGAAGACAGGGACCAAGGCAAGCAUCUUAACAUGUCUCCGGUUACUCUCAACGUUGGGGGCUACCUCUACGUUACCCAGAGGCAAACUCUCACCAAAUAUCCGGACUCUUUCUUGGAGAGGGUGGUCAACGGGAGAACCCUCUGCCCGUCUGACACGGAGGGUCACUUCUUCAUCGACAGAGACGGUCUCCUAUUCAGGCACGUCCUGAACUUCCUCAGGAACGGGGAGCUGCUCCUCCCCGAGGGCUUUAAGGAAAACCAACUUCUGGCCCAAGAGGCCGAAUUUUUCCAGCUUCACCCCUUGGGGGAGGCGGUGAAAGCCAGGUGGGAGAAGGAACAGCUGGCGUCGAGGGAAGCCACCUUUCUGGAGAUCACCGACAGCCACGACCGUGCCCAGGGCCUCCGGAUUUUCUGCAACGCGCCCGAUUUCAUCGCCAAAAUCAAAUCCCGCAUCGUUUUGGUCUCGAAAAGCAGACUGGACGGUUUCCCCGAAGAGUUUUCUAUCUCUUCCAACAUCAUUCAGUUUAAAUACUUCAUCAAGUCGGAAAACGGGACUCGGCUGGUUUUGAAGGAAGACAACACCUUCGUCUGCACCUUGGAGACUCUCAAGUUCGAAGCCAUCAUGAUGGCCCUCAAAUGCGGCUUCCGAUUGCUGACCAGCCUGGAUUGUUCCAAAGGGUCGAUCGUUCACAGCGAUGCCCUCCAUUUCAUCAAGUGA